Molecule: messenger RNA, 1737 nt
Organism: Alternaria arbusti
Lineage: Eukaryota; Fungi; Ascomycota; Dothideomycetes; Pleosporales; Pleosporaceae
Exons: 5
Coding region: 1-1737 (578 amino acids)
Cellular component (GO): nucleus
Molecular function (GO): RNA binding; poly(A) RNA polymerase activity
Source: RefSeq, a predicted model, not a curated record
AUGGACGGCCAGAAGAAGCCCACCCGACAGUUUGGAGUCACCAGCGCCAUAUCAGAGGCCGCGCCGACUGAACACGAUAUCCGGCUAAACGACAAACUCAUCGAGACGCUGAAGACUGAGAAUGUCUUCGAGACUCCCGAGGGCAACCGCAGGAGGGAGGAGGUCAUCGAUCACAUUCAGAAGGUCGUCGAAGAGUUUGUCCGUCGCGUCGGCAAACAGAAGGGUGUGCAGCAGCCUGUCCUCGAUGCCGCCGGCGGCAAGAUCUUCACCUUCGGUAGUUACGCUCUCGGCGUCCACGGUCCCACGUCGGAUAUCGAUACACUCGUUGUCGCGCCCAAGUUCGUGACCAUCGACGAAUUCUUCAAAAACUUCCCUCCGACCUUCAGAGAGAUGUCCAAGGCCGAAGACAUCACCGAAUUCGUGCCCGUCGAAGAUGCCUUUGUCCCCAUUAUCAAGAUGGAAUAUCGCGGUGUGAGCAUAGACCUGCUAUUCGCGUCCUUGCCGAAGAGAUCGUCGAUACCAAGAACGAUGGAGACGAUCGAGAAGAAGGAUUUGGAAGGUCUCGGCGAGUCGGCAACACGGAGUGUGAACGGCACACGAGUCACCAACGAACUCUUGGAUGCGGUGCCGCAAAAGGUCAGUUUUCGACACGCGCUGAGGGCCAUCAAACUUUGGUCAAACCGCCGCGGCAUCUACGGUGCAGUCUUCGGAUACCCUGGCGGAGUUGCGUGGGCUAUCAUGGUUGCGCGCAUCUGCCAGCUGUAUCCCAUGGCCAACGGCGCUACUAUCGUUUCCAAGUUCUUCAGCUUGAUGUACAAAUGGACCUGGCCGCGACCUGUUAUGCUAAAGCACAUCGAAGAGGGCGACUUGGGUCUCCGGGUGUGGAAUCCCCAGGUCUACGGCGGCGAUCGCGCCCACCUCAUGCCCAUCAUCACACCCGCCUUUCCUUCCAUGUGCGCUACACAUACGGUGAUGCCAUCGACGCUGCGAAUCAUGAAGGAGGAGUUCGGGCGAGCGGACAAGAUCCUACAGCAUAUCUUCUCGGGCGCCAAGGACUGGGAUUCACUCUUCGAGCGCCACUCCUUCUUUACCAAAGACCACAAAUACUACCUCAGUGUCGUUGCCGCGAGUCGGACUAAGGAAGCCAACUCGACCUUCUCCGGACUGGUACAGUCGAAAAUCCGUCAUAUCGUCAAAGGCAUCGACGAUGGACAAACGGGCAUCGACACCGCCCGCCCGUACAUUCACUACUUUGAACGCUUCCACCGCUGCAAAGACGAUCAGUUCCAUGAGGUUACGCAGGGUUCACUCGAGUACAUGAUUCCGGCAUCCGAAGUUCCCGCUGAGGGUACUGAGCCAGCGAAUGGCGAGCAGCAUAUCAUUUACACUACGACCUUCUACAUUGGUCUUACUUUGCCUCCAGAUGCUACCAAGUCGCUCGACAUCUCCUACCCAGUGAGCCAAUUCAGAAGCUACAUCACCGACUCCGACCUCUACGAUGAUAAAGUGAUGUCAGUUAAGGUGGUUCAUACGCGCAACACUGCACUUCCCGAUGAUGUCUUUGUCGAAGGAGAGACCCGACCAAAGAAGCCUAGCAAAGACAAGAAGAAGAAGGACGCGAAAAGUGCUAAGCGCCACUUCGCCGAUACAGGCAUUGACGACAGCGAGCAUUCGGCAGCAAAGCGUCGACAGGCCGAACUGGCUACCAAUGGAGUCGCUACUCCAGCGGCAGCAUAA